This is a messenger RNA of Carlito syrichta (Philippine tarsier), 3244 nucleotides long. RefSeq names its product VPS35, retromer complex component (gene VPS35). The record is from RefSeq and is a predicted model, not a curated record. Gene Ontology annotation, cellular component: retromer complex; retromer, cargo-selective complex; late endosome. The coding region runs from base 552 to 2459 and encodes 635 amino acids. Gene Ontology annotation, biological process: retrograde transport, endosome to Golgi; intracellular protein transport. The transcript is spliced from 17 exons. Lineage: Eukaryota; Metazoa; Chordata; Mammalia; Primates; Tarsiidae.
GUCACCUGACCGCGGGAGGCUCCGCGAGGUGGGUGCUGCUUACCGCGGGCCCUAGGAAGUCGCCAUGCCUACAACACAGCAGUCACCUCAGGAUGAGCAGGAAAAGCUCUUGGAUGAAGCCAUACAGGCUGUGAAGGUCCAGUCAUUCCAGAUGAAGAGAUGCCUGGACAAAAACAAACUUAUGGAUGCUCUGAAACAUGCUUCUAAUAUGCUUGGUGAACUCCGGACCUCUAUGUUAUCACCAAAGAGCUACUAUGAACUUUAUAUGGCUAUUUCUGAUGAACUGCACUACUUGGAGGUUUACCUGACAGAUGAGUUUGCUAAAGGAAGAAAAGUGGCGGAUCUCUACGAACUUGUACAAUAUGCUGGGAACAUUAUCCCACGGCUUUAUCUGUUGAUCACAGUUGGAGUUGUAUAUGUCAAGUCAUUUCCUCAGUCCAGGAAAGAUAUUUUGAAAGAUUUGGUAGAAAUGUGCCGUGGUGUGCAGCAUCCCUUGAGGGGUCUCUUUCUUCGAAAUUACCUUCUUCAAUGUACCAGAAAUAUCUUACCUGAUGAAGGAGAGCCAACAGAGUAAUGAAGAAACAACUGGUGAUAUUAGUGAUUCCAUGGAUUUUGUACUACUCAACUUUGCAGAAAUGAACAAGCUGUGGGUGCGAAUGCAACACCAGGGACACAGCCGAGACAGAGAAAAAAGAGAAAGAGAAAGACAAGAACUGAGAAUUUUAGUGGGAACAAAUUUGGUGCGCCUCAGUCAGUUGGAAGGUGUAAAUGUGGAACGUUACAAACAGAUUGUUUUGACUGGCAUAUUGGAGCAAGUUGUGAAUUGUAGGGAUGCUUUGGCUCAAGAAUAUCUAAUGGAGUGCAUUAUUCAGGUUUUCCCUGAUGAAUUCCACCUACAGACUUUGAAUCCUUUUCUUCGGGCUUGUGCUGAGUUACACCAAAAUGUAAACGUGAAAAACAUAAUCAUUGCUUUAAUUGAUAGAUUAGCUUUAUUUGCUCACCGUGAAGAUGGACCUGGAAUCCCAGCAGAUAUUAAACUUUUUGACAUAUUUUCACAGCAGGUGGCUACAGUAAUACAGUCUAGACAAGACAUGCCUUCAGAGGAUGUUGUAUCUUUACAAGUCUCUCUCAUUAAUCUUGCCAUGAAAUGUUAUCCUGAUCGUGUGGACUAUGUUGAUAAAGUUCUAGAAACAACAGUGGAGAUAUUCAAUAAGCUCAACCUUGAACAUAUUGCUACCAGUAGUGCCGUUUCCAAGGAGCUCACCAGACUUUUGAAGAUACCUGUUGACACUUACAACAAUAUUUUAACAGUCUUGAAAUUAAAACAUUUUCAUCCACUCUUUGAGUAUUUUGACUAUGAAUCCAGAAAGAGCAUGAGUUGUUAUGUACUUAGUAAUGUUUUGGAUUAUAACACAGAAAUUGUCUCUCAAGACCAGGUGGAUUCCAUAAUGAAUUUGGUGUCCACACUGAUUCAAGAUCAGCCAGACCAACCUGUAGAAGACCCUGAUCCAGAGGACUUUGCUGAUGAGCAGAGUCUUGUGGGCCGAUUUAUUCAUCUUCUGCGGUCUGAGGACCCUGAUCAACAGUACUUGAUUCUAAACACAGCACGAAAGCAUUUUGGAGCUGGUGGGAAUCAGCGGAUUCGUUUCACACUGCCACCUUUGGUAUUUGCAGCUUACCAGCUGGCUUUUCGAUACAAAGAAAAUUCUAAAGUGGAUGACAAAUGGGAAAAGAAAUGCCAGAAGAUUUUUUCAUUUGCUCACCAGACUAUCAGUGCUUUGAUCAAAGCAGAGCUGGCAGAAUUACCCUUAAGACUGUUUCUUCAAGGGGCACUAGCUGCUGGAGAAAUUGGUUUUGAAAAUCAUGAAACAGUGGCCUAUGAAUUUAUGUCCCAGGCAUUUUCUCUAUAUGAAGAUGAAAUCAGUGAUUCCAAAGCACAGCUGGCUGCUAUCACCUUGAUCAUUGGUACUUUUGAACGGAUGAAGUGCUUUAGUGAAGAGAAUCAUGAGCCCUUGAGGACUCAGUGUGCACUUGCUGCAUCCAAACUUCUGAAGAAACCUGAUCAGGGCCGAGCUGUGAGCACCUGUGCACAUCUCUUCUGGUCUGGCAGAAACACAGACAAAAAUGGGGAGGAGCUUCACGGAGGCAAGAGGGUAAUGGAGUGCCUAAAGAAAGCUCUGAAAAUCGCAAAUCAGUGCAUGGAUCCCUCUUUACAAGUGCAGCUUUUUAUAGAAAUUCUGAACAGAUAUAUCUAUUUUUAUGAAAAAGAAAAUGAUGCGGUAACAAUUCAGGUUUUAAACCAGCUUAUCCAAAAGAUUCGAGAAGAUCUCCCAAAUCUUGAGUCCAGUGAAGAAACAGAGCAGAUUAACAAACACUUUCAUAACACGCUGGAGCAUUUGCGCCUGAGACGGGAAUCACCAGAAUCUGAGGGGCCUAUAUAUGAAGGUCUCAUCCUUUAAAAAGGCAGCUGCUCAUCGUACUCCUUUCUGUGUACAUCCAGUAAGGGUUCUGUAAUACUAGGUUUCCCUUCCAUAGACUGUGCCUUUCAGAAAUGCUGAGGUAGGUGUCUCGUUUCUUACCUGUGAUGUGUUUUACCCAGCACCUCCGGACACUCACAAUUCAGGACCUUAAAAAAGUUAUUCACUUCAUAAGUGUUCAAGUCUGCCUGGUCACCCCAAGUAGCAUGAUUGAUCUGCUAUUUAAAAUUCCUGUAAUCUGUGAAAAAGACCACACACUUAUCUCAGCUACUAAUGAAGCUCUCCUUCCUUUUUUUCUGUUUUUUUUUUUAAUCGUUGAUUGUGCAUUUUCUUCAUUACUGGGGAGUACUAACCCAAGAGUGUGUCUGUCUCUUUGUUCCCUACUCCAAUUUGAGAUUAAUUUAGAGGAAAGGAAUACUGUAUGUGAAAUUCGCUUGGACUUUUCCCUAAAUGCAAGAUAAGGCCAUGUGUAAUAUUUUCCCUAAAACUAGAAUAUAUUAAUGCAUGUUUGGGAAUUUUAAAGCACCAUGAUCAAAACCAGAAGCUAUAUUUUGCAUAUUUGGACUCAGCCAUCCAUUAAGAACCUUUGAUGUCAUUUGGACAUAUUUAUCAAAAUAUUUUGGUUCUGAAUAGUAUAAAAUAGAAAAUUUGUGAUUUAUAUGAUUUAUGUGUAACCAUUACUGUAAAUUUAGCAGAAAAUGCAUCAUGAUUUUGUUGUUGUUGUUUUUUUUCCCCCACCAGUGGAACAAUAAAGUUGCUAUUAACAA